This is a messenger RNA of Leishmania major strain Friedlin, 3021 nucleotides long. RefSeq lists its product as hypothetical. The transcript has a single exon. The coding region runs from base 1 to 3021 and encodes 1006 amino acids. The record is from RefSeq and is a predicted model, not a curated record. Lineage: Eukaryota; Euglenozoa; Kinetoplastea; Trypanosomatida; Trypanosomatidae.
AUGGAUAUCACUCCUUCCAGCUCCUGUGCGCUGCGGAAGCGACUGCUGGGUCUCUUCGGCGUCUACUCGACGGCGGUGUCGAACGGCGAUGGUGUCUGCGAGGUGGCCGAAGUUCGGCGGCUCGAGGCAACUCGCUAUCACGCGUGUCUCAAUGCCCUGGCGCGCCUCAGCAGCUUUCGUAAGUUGUUUGCCGGUAGCGAAGAUGAUAUGGCCAUACGGGCGGCCGCGACGCAGCUGCAGUCUAGGCCGAUACAAGACAUACUGUGGAGAGCAGCGGUGAGGCGAGAUGCAAACUGUGCUCGGCAGCAGCAGCAGCAGCGCCUGAACCCGCUUGAGGUGGAAAGAACUGCCGCCCCUUGGCCCAGUAGCGAUGACUACGCCGACGCGGAUUUUCUCGGCGAGGCAUGCUACAGCCCCUCGGCCUUUGGUCAUGGCAUUCAUUCAACGCCCAGCAAAGAUGCCGGCGCAGCUGGUGACGCGAGGGGCAGCAUUUCAUGGAACGCCCUGCACUCGGUCCUUGUCCUCUACCUGUACGAUCACCAAUGCUUCCACAACUCUUUUCUGGCCCAAGAAGUCGAUGCGCUGCGACGCGACAGCGAUGGAGGCGUCAUGAUGCAUACCAACCCGGACAGAGUGUGCGCGAAGGAGAAACAAAUCGACGUGGCUGCCAUGACGCCGCCAGUGCGAAGAAAGGCAGCUUAUGCGAAUAGCGCUACUCGUGUAGCCGCGGUCCAGGCAGCCGAGCGGCGACCUUGUGGCGCCACCAAGUCUGCUGCACCCUCAUCAUGGAAUGCGAAUCCGCCGCCUUCACUGCAGGAUACUCUGCUUCGGCAGCCCAACAUGGAGAUUGCGAUGGAUGUGCAGAUAGGAGAGGAGGAUGCCGGCAGGUCACUCGAGCCGGUGUACACGCUGCCAUGCCCCCCCCGGAUGGGUGUGCGGCGAGCCCCACCUGGGGCGCCUUCACUUUGCUCACCGGUGCCAACGCGGCAUACCGCGUGCGCCGCUUCCAAUUCACGCUGCACGGUUGACAGUGGUGUGGACCCGACCAAGCGAAGCCCACCGCCACGCCGCAAGCACACGCAGCGCGAAGCAGCCGAGUUCUUGUAUCAACAACGCCACAUUGGUGCUGUGACUGAUGUGGAGGUCGUCAGCGGCGGACAGUCGGCUUUUCAUCGCGCUGCGUCAGUGUCGGUCUCCUCACUCUCGCCGUCGUGGUCACCGCCGUCUGGGAAGAGUGCCGUGGUGCCGAAAAGAAUAGCGGCGGUGACUCGACGGCAGUGGUCUGCCUCUCCGUCACCGCGGCGACCUGCAAGUGCCGCGGUGGUCUUUGGCGAUGAACACAUCGCGGCUUCUCCGACGCCGCACGUGGCUUGCGUACUCAGGCUGUGUCCUCAGUCACCCUCUCAGCAGAACGCGAUGGCGGGCCAGCCGCGAGAGUAUCAUCACCGAAAGCAUCGCGCCAGCCGUGCUGGCGCAGCCGUGCCGACGCUGGUCACUGUCAAGAAAAACGCACGUGCGCAGCGACUGUACAUGACACGCCAGCCGCAGCCCGCGAACCCGGCGGAUGCGACACCGGAGUUGACGACCCGGGAAGGAGGCACUGGUGUCGAUGCGACGAAGCAAAAGAUGUGCUUGCUCGUACCCCAACCGCUCGCUUCACGGCCAGUACUCGCCGAGGCAUGGCCAGGCAGGCGUGAGUACUCUUGCGACUUGAAAGUCCCUCCCACCACCCGCCAUGAGGGGUGCUUCUGUGAGGCGGAGGAGAGCGCUUCCUUACUCGAUAUCAAACUCCAGCGCGCACGGACCGGCGAGCGAUCGGACAGCGGCAGACAUGCUCAGGGCCGCCGCACCACUUCAUUUGCCGUCGGCGCGCCGAGGGGGGCAAGCGCCGAGGCAAGUAAUCGUGAUGGCUCGAUGCGACCCGAUUGGGUGCGCUGGACUUCUCCAGCAAAGCCGCCGCUCUCUCCCGGCACCCCUACUGCGCUGCUUAGGGCCUCAGUGUUGCCCUCCCGCGCCUCCUCAGCGGCACCAGUAGACGUGGAGGGUGCAGCAAGCAAUCAGGAGAACCAGCCGCCACCGACGAAGACUUCGCGGCGGCGCCAUGCUCUCUACCAACUUGAGCAGCCCUUCCCCUUCACCACAGGCGAGCCUUUUGCGCCCCGCCCCCUCCACGAAGAGCGCCAUACGGGAGCAGCAGCGGCCCCGGCGAUGGUGAUUCCAGUGCACCACGCCACCGCACCGUCGCCGACACCUACUCCGCGGGAGGACGAGACGGACGCAUGGCAGCAUUCCGCGGUCCACCGUGAGGCAUCAGCUGUUGCACCCCCGCCUCCGCUCCACCAUUUCACGACUCAGCAGGUGCCGAAGCAACGGCCGCGUCAGCCAUCCCAGCAGCUCAUAGGAAUGCCGCGUCUUCUUUUCUCGCCAUCUGACGCACUGUCACUGGCCACCAACAGAAGCUCGCGCGUUUCUUCGACGGAGCAACAGCAGAAAGACCGGAAGCUCGUGCCUGCAUCGACCCCCACUAAUCCAGCAGCCCCGGCGCUAUCCCCCUUGUUCUGUGAGACGACGCACCGUCCGUUUGCGAGCGCACAUGAGAUGGGGUCGACCGUGAUGGAAGAAACGUGCACACCAACAAGGCGCUGGUCACCAGGCCAGCAGAGCCUUACGUGUCGCACCCCAACUAGUGUGGUAUCUCCCAUGAAUCGCCAGCCGCCAGCACCACUCUCGCCGGCGUCAGCGAAGGCGCAGCAGCAGCAACCGGAUGGGCGAUCGCCUCCGCCUCGGCUGUCGAGUCGGGCGAAAGCUCAAUCCAUCACCCGCGGCAGCUGCACUCUACAGACGCCACCACGGGUGCCUUCCACUCGCGUACUUCUGUCUCCCUCUGGCAGCCUGCAAGUGACAACGCCUCCCUCGCUAUCGCCCCCCCCCCAUGUAGCCGCAGCAGGGGCGACGAGGCGGCUGUUGCGACAAGUGGGAGGUGGCGAUAGUGAGGGAGGCGUUGUUGGACAGAGAAGCUGA